CAACAACAACAACAACAAUCAUUAGAUUUGGCAUUGGUACAUAAUGAAUCCAUUGUGCAUAAGAAUGGAAAUGGCUUCUCUACCAAUUUGACCGAUUUAUCAUUGCUAACCGGUUCCAUUUGUUCCAAUAAUGCGAAACUGAAUGAUGAUCAUCAUGAUGAUGAUGGUGAUGGCCAAACUCCUACGGACAACAAUAAAUCUUUGGAUUUACCGUUUAUUCUUGAUGAUAUCACUUUGGAACAAUUAUUAGACAUCCCUCAUUGGUCAGAAGAAUUGAAACAAGUUGAAUUUAAAACAAUUGAACAAUUUGAAAAUGCAUUAAUACAAUGGGAAGAUAUUCUACAACAAGUAUUGGAAUGUUAUGAUUACAAUACAUUUGGAUCAUAUGUUGAUUUUUAUCAUUCAUAUCAGAAAUCAAAUUCCAAUCUAACGGAUUUUAUAUUGAAUUAUCAGGCAAAAAUAACAACCGAAAGUAUGUCUUGUGUAGCACAAUCAUUAAUGUUGAUGCAAUGUCUAUCUACAAAAGACAAUUUAUAUGGAUCAAAUUUUUCAUUAGUAUCAUGUGAAGAAAUGAUUAUGAUUAUGACUGCUGCCGAAAAUGGUGAAGGUAAAUCAUUACAGACAAAAUAUCAACUUGAUGCUAAAGAUAAUGUUAAAGAACAUGUAUUGGUAUGUUUAAAAUUUCAUAUUAUCGAUAAUAACCGUUUUGGUUAUGUUUUAUUGGAUCCUGGUUAUCAUAUUUCGAGGCCAAUAAUUGUCAUGAAUGAUUGUUUAUUUCCACAUACUGGUUGGUUUAAUGCAUCGAAAAAUCAAAAAGUUUGUAAAGAUUAUUGUUAUCAGAUUAUAAAUGAUCAAUAUAUUGCAUGGAAAGUACGUGAAACAAAAAUCGAUGAUCCAACUGAAGUGAUGAAACAAUAUGUGAACAUUAUUUAUAUUAAAAAAGAAUUCAUCAAAUAUGCAAGUGUUACAGAAAAACGUGCUUGUAUUUUUUCAUUAAAAUCAUAUGUUAUACGUAAUCGUAAAGGUGCUAUAGCUGGAUUCUAUUCAUGGAUUGAACAAAAAAAUCUGACAAUAUUCUAUGAAGAAGAGAAUGGCAAACGUAUUACAAAUAAAUUUCAUAUAAAAGAUCUUGAUGAACCGAAUGUACGAUUGUGUUUGGAAAAAGUGGCCACCUAUUCAAAAGAACCAAAAGAUUAUGAAUCAUUUAUCUGUUUAUUGGCCAAUUAUCGUCAAUCAUUAUAUGAUGAAGAAUUUUGUUUUGAUCUUUGUGAAAUAGAUAAAUGGAUUGAAGAAGAUUAAAAUGGGGGUUUCCAAGA
Molecule: messenger RNA, 1316 nt
Organism: Dermatophagoides farinae (American house dust mite)
Lineage: Eukaryota; Metazoa; Arthropoda; Arachnida; Sarcoptiformes; Pyroglyphidae
Source: RefSeq, a predicted model, not a curated record